Molecule: messenger RNA, 1350 nt
Organism: Hydractinia symbiolongicarpus
Lineage: Eukaryota; Metazoa; Cnidaria; Hydrozoa; Anthoathecata; Hydractiniidae
Product: coatomer subunit epsilon-like
Exons: 12
Coding region: 61-960 (299 amino acids)
Biological process (GO): intra-Golgi vesicle-mediated transport; endoplasmic reticulum to Golgi vesicle-mediated transport; retrograde vesicle-mediated transport, Golgi to endoplasmic reticulum
Cellular component (GO): COPI vesicle coat
Molecular function (GO): structural molecule activity; protein binding
Source: RefSeq, a predicted model, not a curated record
UUUAAAAUCUCGGCCGCCGUAUUAUUCGUAUUGCCGAGCACGGAAACUUUACAAGGCAAAAUGGCAUCGAAUGACGUGGAUGAACUAUUUGAAGUGAGAAAUUCCUUUUACAUUGGGAAUUUUCAACAUUGUAUCAAUGAGGCACAGACUCUUAACCCAACAUCAUCUGACCUUCGUAUAGAAAGAGAUGUGUUUCUUUACAGAGCAUAUGUUGCACAGGGUAAAUAUGGUUUAGUGCUGGAUGAGAUUCGUGGGUCAUCGCCACAAGAAUUACAAGCUGUGCGUAUUCUUGCUGACUACUUGCAAAAUUCUGCGAAAAGGGAAAGUAUAUUAAAACAGAUUGAAACUAAAUUGAAUGGCAGUGAUUUCAGUGAAUACUUCUUGUUAAUGGCUUCAAUUAUAUAUUUCCAUGAGCAGGAUACUGAUUCUGCGUUACGAUGUCUUUUUCAAUCCUCUGCACUUGAAUGUGCUGCACUUUCUGUACAAAUAUACAUCAGUAUGGACCGUCUAGAUUUGGCUAAAACUGAAAUCUCUAGAAUGCAGUCCAUGGAUGAGGAUGCUACAUUGACACAGUUAGCAAUGGCAUGGUUUAAUUUAGCAGUUGGUGGUGAAAAAUGCCAAGAUGCUUACUACAUCUUUCAAGAACUAGCAGAUAAAUACACUCCUACAGUGUUGCUACUUAAUGGACAGGCUGCUUGCUAUAUGAGAAUGGGGAAAUUCGAAGAUGCUGAAAGUCCUUUACAAGAGGCUUUAGAAAGGGAUAGCAACAAUCCUGACACAUUAAUAAAUAUGUCUGUUCUUGCACAACAUCUUGGUAAAGCCCCUGAGGUCAGUAACCGUUUUAUAUCUCAAAUUAAAGCUGGACACGCUCAGCAUCAGUUUAGCAAAGAAUACAAUGCAAAGGAGGAGGAUUUCAAUCGAAUUGUUUCUAAUUAUGCAGCAAGUAUCAAGGCUCAUUAGAAAGUUAUUUUUAUCUUUUGUAUAAACAAUUUUAUUUAUGGAAUAUUUCUGGGGAUUAACGAGGUAGUGUCUCGUGCUCUCUCAAUUCAUUCAUACAUACCUCUCAGUAGGUUAAUUGUUUGGGUUCAUCCACUCGUAAACACACUGCUUUAGAUCUGUGGACAAGGCAAUACCGAUGAUCUUCUUCUUCCAUUGAAUGUACAUUGACUUUUUCCAAUUUACAGGGGUAAAAAAUCAACAAUCCAUUCUUUAUUCAACAUAAAAUUGAUUUGUUUCGUGUUUUUAUGUAACAAAGGGAUUUCAGAUGAUUCAAUGUUAUUAAGAGUGUAGGAUAUUGAAUUAGUACAUGUAAAGCCAAAAGAUUGUAAAGAAUAAAGUUUAUAAAAUACA